Molecule: messenger RNA, 1317 nt
Organism: Penicillium canariense
Lineage: Eukaryota; Fungi; Ascomycota; Eurotiomycetes; Eurotiales; Aspergillaceae
Product: NAD(P)/FAD-dependent oxidoreductase
Exons: 3
Coding region: 1-1317 (438 amino acids)
Molecular function (GO): flavin adenine dinucleotide binding; saccharopine oxidase activity; sarcosine oxidase activity
Source: RefSeq, a predicted model, not a curated record
AUGGCCUCAAGCAACCCCUCAUACCUUAUUAUCGGCGCUGGCGUCUUUGGCGUGUCAACUGCCUAUCAUCUUAUCCAAAAGUAUCCCAAUGCGUCAGUGACUCUCGUUGACCGAGAUGCAUACGACGCCGAGUCCCGGGUGGCUGCAUCAUGGGAUUGGAACAAGGUUGUUCGCGCCGACUACGACGACAAGGUCUACUGUAGACUGGCUCUUGAAGCCCAAGACAUUUUCAAGUCCGAUCCCCUCUGGCAACCUUAUUUCCACCAGACUGGUGUCUACUGGACGUGCCGCAGUGACUAUGCGCAAAACGUCAUCGCCCACCACAAGGAGCUUGGCCGCAACGACGAUAUCAUUGCCCUCCCUGUUGCUGAGGCCCGAAAGCUCUACGGCGGUCUUUUUGACAAGGCUGACUACACCGGUGUCAAGGAGGUUCUCGUGAACAGGGCUAGUGGUUGGGCCGCCGCUGGAGAUUCUCUUCGAGCAAUUACGAAAAAGUGCCUGGAAUUGGGCGUCAAGUACGUGGCGGCUGAGGUUGCCACCCUGGAAUUUGAUGGUCGUGGUUCUUGCACUGGUGUCAAGACCAAAUCCGAAAAGAUCUUGUCGGCCACGCAUACUAUCGUUGCUACCGGCGCUUUCACUCCCACUUUGCUGGAGUGGAGCGCUGCGAAGAGCGGCAAUGCCGGUCUUCGGGCUGGAGAGCGAAUUUUGGCUGCUGGUAUUACGACGGGAAUGGCACAGCUCAAGAAAGAGCAGUACAAGAAGUUCGAGGGCAUGCCUGUUGGCUUCCAGGGCUACACACCCGAGGAGGGUAAGCCCUUCAUUGGUAGCAUUCCUCCUACCAAGGACGGAGAGCUUAAGUGGUGGGGAUCCAAAAUUUUCACAAAUACCCGAGAGGUGUUGCCUGGUCGUUAUAUUUCUUCCCCUCCACCCACGCACGACUACAACCAGUGGAAGGUGCCCGGGCCUCUCAAGCAAGACAUUGUCGAGUCUAGAAAUCUCUGGUACGGACCCGAGAGUGCGGAUUGGGAGAUGACGAAGCAUCGGAUUUGUUGGGACGCCUUCACCACCACCUCCGACUUUAUCAUUUCUCCUCACUCUGCCUCCAAGGGACUCUACAUCGCCACUUGCGGCUCGUUCCAUGGCUACAAGUUCUUCCCUGUGCUUGGCAAGUACAUCACACAAAUGCUUGAGGGCGAGCUGGCGCCCGAAUUGGUGGAGAAAUGGGCUUGGGAUCGACAGCGACCCGAUGCAUCUCAAAACGUGGAGUAUCCGAACUCCGAGAUGAGGCAUCUGUUGGAACCUGCCGCGAAGCUGUAG